Molecule: messenger RNA, 1512 nt
Organism: Paramacrobiotus metropolitanus
Lineage: Eukaryota; Metazoa; Tardigrada; Eutardigrada; Parachela; Macrobiotidae
Product: pyridoxal kinase-like
Exons: 9
Coding region: 313-1275 (320 amino acids)
Biological process (GO): pyridoxal 5'-phosphate salvage
Cellular component (GO): cytosol
Molecular function (GO): pyridoxal kinase activity
Source: RefSeq, a predicted model, not a curated record
UGUUGUUUCCUGUUUAUGAAUUUUCUGCAAACAUAGGUUUUGCGCUUUCAUGCGAUUUCAUGCAGGGGUUGCUUGAUCGUAUCUUCCGUAAUUAUAUUGGCGUAAGGAAGCGCUGGGAUUACUACCAUUUUUGCUUUGAAAGGCCGAAAAUGAGGCGCAUUAACAGCAUACCGUAAAGCUGCAAGCAAGUGAGUCUGCAAGUCAAAGCGCGCGGAAACAGGAUCCGGAAGUGACGAGAAGUCCCGCCGAUUGUUUUUUGGACGGUUCUUCGAUUAUCAUCCAUCGGAGUUUUGUUUACUACUCUGCUUACUUAUGGGGUCACCUGCACAAUUGUAUCAAAACAGCAACUCGGAUGACUAUCGAGUGUUAUCGAUCCAGAGUCAUGUUGUGUCGGGAUAUGUUGGAAAUCGAAGUGCAGUCUUUCCCUUGCAGGUGCUCGGUUUCGAUGUGGACUUUAUCAACACGGUGCAGUUUUCAAACCAUACCGGUUAUCCUGUCGUGAAGGGAUCUGUUUUGGAUGAAUUAUCUCUACAAGAACUGUAUGACGGUCUGAAGGAGAACGAUCUCGAUAGGCAGUAUAGUCAUUUGUUAACAGGAUUUGUUCGUUCGAAAGGCUUAUUAUGCAAGUUGGGGGAUAUUGCGAGAGAUUUGAAGCGCACCAAUCCAUCUCUUGUUUACGUGUGCGAUCCUGUUUUGGGCGAUCAUGGAAAAAUGUAUGUCAACGCAGAUGUGUUGGAAGUUUACAGGGAUACGAUUUUGUCGCUGGCAGAUAUUAUGACACCCAAUCAAUUUGAAGCCGAACUCCUCUCUGACAUAAGAAUUACCGAUGCCCAGAGCGCAGUGAAAGCUAUGGAUUGCCUACAUGACAAAGGGCCUCGUACUAUAAUCAUAUCCAGCAGCGAAUUAGGCAACGAAGAGGUUCUUGUCGCCUUUGCCAGCAGCAUGACUGACGGGAAAACAGUACGCUAUCGAAUAGACAUUCCUCGAUUUCCAGCUUCUUUCAACGGAACCGGUGACUUGUUCGCUGCCGUUUUUCUUGCAUGGCAUACGAAAAGCGAUGGCAAUCUUCAACACUCUCUCGAAGCUACUGUGUCCACUCUGCAAGCAGUCAUUCGCCGAACUCUGGCUAACUUAUCAAAAAUUAACCAUCAGGGAAUACUUUCACCCAAAGAUUUGGAACUUCGUUUGGUGCAAAGCCGAAGUGAUAUCGAACAUCCGGUCAUCUGUGUCAACGCUGUAGAAUUGCUGACGCCAGCUGCUUCUGUAAAAGAAUGACAUUUUGUUGUGGAAUUUGGGAGUCUCACAGUUAGUAGUCCGUUGCAUGCACAUUAAAUUUUAGGAUUUCUGAUUCCGUGUAUUUUCAUCAUUGUAAAGGUAUUUAUUCUUGGAGUCUUUCGAUAGUGAUGCUUCAGGAUAAUUUGACUUCCAGCUCUUUGAAUUACGAAUACGAAAACUUUAUACGUGAGUAGUUUCCAGACCAGUGGUGAAAAAUACCUGUGAUAAAUUUUAUUG